CUCUCCAAAGAGGAUGGCCAGAUCCAUUUGCUAGAAAACAACAGUUUCUGAAGCUCUGCAGCGCUCUUGAUUACGUUUUGCAACGCCAUCUCCAACCAUGGGAAAAGAGAAGACUCAUGUUAACGUGGUGAUUAUCGGCCACGUUGACAGUGGGAAAUCCACCACCACCGGACACCUGGUCUACAAGUGUGGAGGAAUUGAUCAAAGGAGGCUGGAGAAAUUUGAGAAGGCUGCGAAUGAAAUGGGGAAGAGCUCCUUUAAAUUUGCCUGGGUGCUGGACAAGCUGAAAGCUGAGCGGGAGCGAGGAAUCACCAUCGAUAUCACGCUGCUGAAGUUCAACACCCAGAAAUACAUCAUGACUGUAAUUGAUGCUCCAGGCCACCGUGACUUCAUCAAAAACAUGAUAACUGGGACGUCACAGGCUGACGUUGCCCUCCUGGUGGUCUCUGCAGCCAAAGGAGAGUAUGAGGCCGGCGUGUCUCGGAGUGGUCAGACCAGAGAACAUGCCUUGCUGGCUUAUACUCUAGGUGUGAAGCAAAUCAUAGUCUGUGUGAACAAGAUGGACCUGACCGAGCCACCUUACAGCCAGAGCCGCUUCGAGGAAGUGAUGCGAGGGGUGAGCGGCUUCCUCCGGAAGAUUGGCUACGACACCACGGCUGUGCCCUUCGUUCCAGUUUCAGGCUGGACUGGGGAGAACAUGAUCACCGCAUCUCAAAGGAUGCCGUGGUUUCAAGGCUGGAAGGUGAGACGAAGGGAAGGGAAUAAAAGUGGGAAGACGCUGCUUGAAGUCCUGGACUCUAUUCAGCCACCUGUGCGCACAGUCAACAAGCCACUACGAUUACCUCUGCAGGAUGUCUACAAAAUUGGAGGAGUUGGGACGGUGCCAGUGGGUAAAAUUGAAACUGGUGUCCUGAAGCCUGGCAUGAUGCUGACGUUCUCCCCUGCCAAGCUCACUGCAGAGGUCAAGUCUAUUGAGAUGCACCACCAGGGGCUGGAGACGGCUCUGCCCGGCCACAAUGUUGGCUUUAACAUCAAGAACGUGUCCGUGAAGAACCUGCGGCGUGGGGACGUGGCUGGGAACGCUCAGCAGGAUCCUCCUUCAGAUGUUAAAAGCUUUGACGCUCAGGUGAUAAUCCUGAACCAUCCAGGGAAGAUCAAAGCAGGCUACUCCCCAGUUCUGGACUGCCACACAGCCCACGUCACCUGCCGUUUCACUGAGCUGAAGGAGAAGCUCGACCGCCGCAAUGGCAAGAAGCUGGAGGACCACCCGCAGAUCCUCAUGUCUGGAGAUGCGGCCACAGUCAGACUGGUCCCCAUCAAGCCCAUGUGUGUGGAGAGCUUCUUCACAUACCCUCCUUUAGGUCGCUUCGCGGCGAGAGACCUGAAGCAGACGGUCGCUGUAGGAGUCAUCAAGUCAGUGGAAAAAAACCACGGCUCAAAACUUCACAAAGCUCAAGUUUGUAAAUAAGUUUUUGGUUUACCAGAGGUCUGGUAAUGCUGCUUCAUGGGAAGAGUUUUAUUUGAUGAAAUGUAUUUGUGUUGUGACACAAAAAGCUUAUGUUGUCUUUAAAGUGUAUAGUAUUCCUGUGUUGAUAAACCCAGAAGUAGAGUUUGGUUUGUUUUUUGGUUUAAAAUUGAAUGUCUCAAAAUAAAAUGGUGUGGAGAAGAA
Messenger RNA from Pundamilia nyererei, 1669 nucleotides. RefSeq names its product eukaryotic translation elongation factor 1 alpha 1, like 3 (gene eef1a1l3). NCBI's taxonomy places the organism in Eukaryota, Metazoa, Chordata, Actinopteri, Cichliformes, Cichlidae. The transcript has 7 exons. Bases 98 to 1468 code for a protein of 456 amino acids. Gene Ontology annotation, biological process: translational elongation. The record is from RefSeq and is a predicted model, not a curated record. Gene Ontology annotation, molecular function: GTPase activity; translation elongation factor activity; GTP binding.